GUGAAUCCCGGCCGAGGCUCGCAGGGCAGCUCUCGGGCCAGCACGGACCGGGCAGAGCAUCCGCCGGGGCCGCAGGCGGGGCCGGGGAGGAGCCGCCGCUGCCCCGGGGCCGCCGCCCGCUCUCGCCCGUCCCUCCCGCAUCGCCGGGGGCCGGGCCGGGCGCCAGGGGCGGUGCUGGCACCGGGAGAGAGCGAGCGAGCCGAGCCGAGCCGAGCCGAGCCGAGCCGAGCCGAGCCGAGCCAGCCCCGCGGGCGGGACGCAGCCCGCAGGAUGUCGGCGCUCCGCGUCUGCAUCAUCGGCUCGGGGAACUGGGGAUCAGCCAUAGCAAGAAUCAUUGGCAAAAAUGUCCAGAAGUCAAACAGAUUUGAUCCCACUGUCAAGAUGUGGGUAUUUGAAGAGAUGAUUAAUGGAAGAAAACUCUCAGAAAUCAUCAACCAGGAACAUGAAAAUGUUAAAUAUCUGCCUGGGUAUAAGAUACCCCACAAUGUGGUGGCUGUCCCAGACGUGGCUGAAGCAGCAAAGGGGGCAGAUAUUUUAGUGUUUGUUCUGCCACAUCAAUUUAUUGGACGAAUCUGUGGGCAGAUUGCAGGACAGAUAAAACCUGGGACAUUUGGGAUUUCCCUGAUCAAGGGGAUUGAUGAGGGUCCUGAUGGCCUGAAGCUCAUCUCUGACCUCAUUCGAGAGCAGCUGAAAAUAGAGAUCAGUGUGCUGAUGGGGGCCAACAUAGCCAAAGAAGUGGCUGAUGAGAAGUUCUGUGAAACCACCAUUGGAUGCAAAAACGAAACUCAAGGAGAAAUCUUUAAAGAAUUAAUGCAGACCCCCAAUUUCAGGAUUACUGUGGUGCUUGACUCUGAUACAGUGGAGCUUUGUGGAGCCUUAAAAAACAUCGUGGCGGUGGGCGCGGGGUUCUGCGAUGGACUGAGUUUCGGUGACAACACCAAGGCAGCAGUGAUACGCCUGGGCCUCAUGGAGAUGGUGGCCUUUGCCAAGAUGUUCUGCAAGGGACCAGUGUCAAUAGCCACCUUUUUGGAAAGCUGUGGGGUUGCUGAUCUCAUCACCACCUGCUACGGGGGACGCAACAGAAAAGUAGCAGAAGCCUUUGCUCGCACAGGAAAAUCCAUUGAGGAGCUGGAAAAAGAGAUGCUGAAUGGACAAAAGCUGCAAGGUCCUCAGACCUCAGCUGAAGUCUACAAAAUUCUGAAACAGAAGGAUAUGCUCCAUAAGUUUCCAUUAUUUACAACCAUCUACAAGAUCUGCUAUGAGGGUCGAUCAAUCCAAGAUUUCAUCAUGUGCCUGCAGAACCACCCAGAGCACAUGUAGACAUCCCUUCUCCUCACCUGGCUGAAUUCUCACCUUUCUGGGACUUCUGUCCACUCCACAGUAAUUGAAGUAGAGAAACAGGCUGUGUGACACUUGCUGCUAAAGCAGUAAAGAAUGUAUUUAAUUCCCCUUGUCCUGGGGGUAAAAACAUCUGCCUUUAAUUUCAACAUUAUACCUAAGGAAUAGGAAACAAAUGUAAAACUUAACAUAAUUUCAUUUGAGUUAGUAAUGUGGGUAUUUCCCUAUAAUUAUUUUCUUGUUGACUGAAAACAGUUCCCCUUGUAAUUUCUACAACAGAGCUAAAUAGCUCACAUAAAAUUCAAAGAACUCAUUCAAACAGAUAAAUCAUAGUUUAAAAAAAUCCAAGAGCAGUUAGAUGCAAUUGCAUGGGCAAAUGCUGGAUUUCUGUAAUUCCCCUCAAACAUAAAUAACAUUUUGUAUUUUGGGACAUUUAGGCCUUCCUUGAUUUAGUUUCCCAGUAGAAGCUUCUUUGGAAAAAUAGGUACAAUUACUGUGCUCAGACACACAAGAAUGUUCAUCAGAUCUAUAAAUAAAGCAGUUUGAAGGGUGGGGGAAAGGAGAAGGGAUGUGGGAAGGGGGUAUUGUUUGUUUCAAAUCUGGGACGCUAGGAAUCCUCAGUAGUAAUCUGACCUUGAUUAAAUUUACUGUAUUCAUUUAAACUACAGAAAAACCAUCUGGAAUAACCAAAGACAAUUUUGUUAGCAUCAGAUUUUCUCAGCAAGUCCUCAUCAUGAAUUUGAACCAGCUGAGAGGGGGGAAGUGGAGGUUGGCAGGGAGAUGUACCCAGGGCUCAGCUUGCAAGCUUGUGCAGUUGCUGAUAUUUUGAGGGGGCAACCAGUACCAGUGCCAAACCCUCUGUGAUACUUGACUUUUAUACCUGUAUGGAAAUGACCGCUAGAGACGCACAGAACUCCUGUACACUGGCAUUUCACACCAGGCUGCAUUUCAGGAAACUCCACUGGGCCUUUCCAGACAGCAGAGUAGUGUCCUGCUCAAGCAGCACAUCUUACACUCCAGGAGAAAGAUCUCCCAUCUGCUUCUGAGUUUUAAACUGGGUUCACAAACCCGGGGUUUUUAUUGUGCUACCAGUGGGGCGUAAAUUUUAGAAACAUUGAAGUUUUUAAACCUUACAGCUGUACUUGGGUAACUUUACUUACCUGAUAUUUUUCAGAGUUAAAAACAUCUACAAAAUGAACACUGGCACAUUUUAUAAGCUUUAAUCCCCUUUUGAAAUACUCCUAUUUUGAGAGAAGGCAAAAAAAAAAAAAAAAAAGGAAGAGUAACCUACUUUUGCUGUGCUUUAUCAGAUUUUCUGAAAUAGCAGAGAGGAAGGCAAGUUUUUUUAAAUGCUCGCUGUCAUAUUGCUUAGAGAAAAAAAAAUUAGCUAAUUAUAAAAUAAUUACAACUAAUUUUAGAGAAAUUAUAGGUCUUUCACAUUUACCAGAGUAAUAUAUAUCUAUAUAAAAAAUAAUGUAUUGUAAUUACAAAUAUAUUGUAAAAAUCUCAGUCUCACAGCUAGCAAAGCUAGCUCAGGUACCAAAACCAGUGGCUGCAGCAUCCCUGAUCCUCCUGAACAGCAGCAAGGGUAGCUCAGCUCCUCCUGCUCAGACUCCAGUCACAGCUAACAGCUUGGGGCUCUGCAGAGAAAUCAUGUGACCAAAUCCUUCACACAAAGCAGGGAAUUUAUGAUCUUCAAUUUGAAGUGGAAAAAUACUUACACCUUGCACAGUUUUGAAGUAUCAAAUACAUGAAGAUGGGAUAGAGAAUUCGGGAACUUCCUUCCUUCACCAUCAGGCUGAAUUUCUAAUAAGUCAUGUAUGAGCUAAUAAUAACAUAGAAUAUUUUACAUUCAAAGUGUAUCAAAUAACAGUUUAAUAAAGUGAUCAAUAUGCAGACUUUAUGUAAUUUCAUUUUUCAAUGUUCUCACAAAAUAAAUGAUGUUGUAAUAGUG
Messenger RNA from Passer montanus (Eurasian tree sparrow), 3292 nucleotides. RefSeq names its product glycerol-3-phosphate dehydrogenase [NAD(+)], cytoplasmic-like. The transcript is spliced from 8 exons. Lineage: Eukaryota; Metazoa; Chordata; Aves; Passeriformes; Passeridae. Gene Ontology annotation, molecular function: protein homodimerization activity; glycerol-3-phosphate dehydrogenase [NAD(P)+] activity; NAD binding. Gene Ontology annotation, cellular component: cytosol; glycerol-3-phosphate dehydrogenase (FAD) complex. Gene Ontology annotation, biological process: carbohydrate metabolic process; glycerol-3-phosphate catabolic process. The record is from RefSeq and is a predicted model, not a curated record. Bases 271 to 1320 code for a protein of 349 amino acids.